AUGAGAACUCGAGCAAUUGUCCAAGCAUUCUUCGUCGGAGCGACGACCGCUCUCCCGAACUUCCUCUCUGCUCGACAAGUCUCACCGCCCUCUCCAGAGUGCCCGGAGACUUGGUUUUUCAACAUAGACUCUUUCUCAGGUCCAGGCUGUCCCGACAGCACACCAGGCUUCAAUGCGACACACGGGCGCACCGAGCAGGGCUGGGGCUCGCAUUUUGUCCCCGGAUGCCACACGCCCUGGGCAUGGUUCACGUUACCAUACACCGAGGCUAGUGUCGGUGCGGGCGUGCGCGAGUCGAAGACUUAUUGCGAAAUGCGGCUCAAGUGGAGAGAGAUGAAGGACGAUGCAUAUCCCGUUGACGUGCCGCUGGAUCAGGCGGCAUGGAAAUUGAAGAUGCAUAGAAAUGGCACGACGAUGGAGGCGGGUUAUGCAAUCGAUGAGGGCGUGAGAGCGAGCUGGAGAUUUACGUAUUGGAUGGAUGAAAUCGACGAUUCUUCAAAGGUGCGACACCGAUAUUUGUUUUGA
Messenger RNA from Didymosphaeria variabile, 525 nucleotides. RefSeq lists its product as uncharacterized. The transcript has a single exon. Bases 1 to 525 code for a protein of 174 amino acids. The record is from RefSeq and is a predicted model, not a curated record. Lineage: Eukaryota; Fungi; Ascomycota; Dothideomycetes; Pleosporales; Didymosphaeriaceae.